AUGUCCGAAGCUUUCUUCGAACUCGUCAAGGCGCGCCGUUCUUACUACGCGCUCUCAAAUAAGACCCCUAUCCCGGCGGACAGGAUCACCAAGAUCGUUGAAGAGGCUCUGUUGUUCGUUCCCAGCUCGUUCAACUCCCAGUCUUCCCGUGUUGUCAUCGUCUACGGAAAGGAACACGAGGCUCUCUGGGACCUCGUGCUCGAGGUGCUCAAGCCUGUCGCCCCACCCGAGCAGUACCCGCGCACGAUUGAGAAGGUCAAUGCAUGCUUCAAGUCUGGCUUCGGCACGGUCCUGUUCUUCGAGGACAACGCCAGCGUGAUCGACAUGCAGGAGAAGUUCCCGCUGUACCAGGACCGUUUCCCCACCUGGGCGCAACACACGAGCGGCAUGCUCCAAUACAUCGUGUGGCUCGCGUUUGAGAAGGAGGGACUGGGCGCGUCUCUGCAGCAUUAUAACCCGCUUAUUGACGAGCGUGUUCGUGACAAGUUCAACCUUCCCGUCACUUGGUUCUUGACCGCCCAGAUGCCGUUCGGCAACAUUGCGGCUCCGGCGGAUCCGAAAGAGUUCAUGCCCAUGGAGGAGAGGUUCAAGGUGUUUGGUUCUAAACUGUAG
Molecule: messenger RNA, 612 nt
Organism: Dacryopinax primogenitus
Lineage: Eukaryota; Fungi; Basidiomycota; Dacrymycetes; Dacrymycetales; Dacrymycetaceae
Product: nitroreductase
Exons: 2
Coding region: 1-612 (203 amino acids)
Biological process (GO): cellular response to oxidative stress
Source: RefSeq, a predicted model, not a curated record